AAUUUGUGGCAUUCCCUGCCACAGAGGGCAGUGGAGGCCAAUUCACUGGAUGGAUUUAAGCGAGAGUUAGAUAGAGCUCUAGGGGCUAGUGGAAUCAAGCGAUAUGGAGAGAAGGCAGGCACGGGUUAUCGAUAGGCGACGAUCAGCCAUGAUCACAAUGAAUGGCGGUGCUGGCUCGAAGGGCCGAAUGGCCUCCUUCUACACCUAUUUUCUAUGUUCCUAUGUUUCUAUAUGGACUCGGUGGGCCGAAUGGCCUGUUUCCAAAAAGUGUCUUUCAAUUAAUCAAUGUAGUUGUAUUUAGUUGGACAGUGUCAGGGUGUAACAUUCAUCGUGGAGGUUACAAUACACAGCAGAGGAGAUCAUUUGUUUAGUGGCUGGUAUCCGGGCCCAUUAAUCCCAUUUCAAGUUAAUGUGUGGGCCAUUACCACUGUGUCGAGCUAAGCUGAUCUUCGGCGGCGGCACAAAGCUGACAGUUCUGCCAAAGGAGAAAGCUGAACGAGAGCCAACAUUGUCAAUCUACUACCCGCCAGUGGGCCAGAGUAAACAAACUAACCAAGCGGCAACGGUGUGUCUUCUCGCGCCGUUUUACCCCAACAAAGUCACUGUCAACAUCACUCUGACGGAAACAACCGAGGUCAAGACUGAAAACGUGCUAACCCAAGAUGGCUAUUACAGAACUUCCGGUUUCCGCGAGUUCCCCCACGCCCCUCCGCCAAAAACCAUCGGGUGUUCUGCCACGUACGAUGGUCGACUUAUCGAAAGGACAGAAAACAUAAGCGCACUUGAUAAGCCCCAGCCAUUGAUCUGCGAAACAGGAACGAGCAGCAACUAUACUGUAACAGAUAUACCCGAGACCAAUUUUAUGACGUUGACGGUGAUGGGUUUGAGGAUUCUGUUUGUUAAGAGCGUUGUCUUCAAUGUCUUGAUGACGGCCAGAGCCUGGGUCUUCUAAGGCUCCAGUCAUCGCGCGAGUGCAUCUUCCCCGAAGAAGACUUCGCUCCGCCAGAGUGGACUCGUGGCGUCAACAGAAACAAUUGGGAAAUCGGUUCCGGAGACCUCACAUCCGGCACCAAAGACGCGCCUUCGC
This is a messenger RNA of Leucoraja erinaceus (little skate), 1087 nucleotides long. RefSeq names its product T cell receptor delta constant. Bases 410 to 952 code for a protein of 180 amino acids. The transcript has 5 exons. NCBI's taxonomy places the organism in Eukaryota, Metazoa, Chordata, Chondrichthyes, Rajiformes, Rajidae. The record is from RefSeq and is a predicted model, not a curated record.